Pipistrellus nathusii (Nathusius's pipistrelle) is the source of this 1245-nucleotide messenger RNA. Lineage: Eukaryota; Metazoa; Chordata; Mammalia; Chiroptera; Vespertilionidae. The record is from the annotation of a GenBank genome assembly.
AUGGGGGAGGACGCUGCCCACUCCGACAAGUCCCAGGGCUCUGAGCUGCGGCCCGAGAAGCCAGCCAGCCCCAGCCCGGCGCCCUCCUCCACGCCCAGCCCCAGCCUGCACCUGGGCAGCGCGGACGAGGCGGCCCGGGACCAGGUGAACGCGGUGACGGUGCUCACGCUGCUGGACAAGCUGGUGAAGAUGAUGGACGUGGUGCAGGAGAACCAGCACAAGAUGGAGCAGCGGCAGAUCAGCCUGGAGGGCUCGGUGAAGGGCAUCCAGAACGACCUGACCAAGCUCUCCAAGUACCAGGCCUCCACGGGCAGCACGGUGAGCAAGCUGCUGGACAAGUCCCGCAAGGUGAGCGCGCACACGCGCGCCGUCCGCGAGCGCCUGGAGCGGCAGUGCGCGCAGGUGAAGCGGCUGGAGAGCAACCACGCGCAGCUCCUGCGCCGCAACCAUUUCAAAGUGCUCAUCUUCCAGGAAGAGCACGAGAUCCCCGCCAGCGUGUUUGCCAAAGAGCCCGUGUCCAGCCCCAACGAAGGGAAGGAGGAAGUUGCAGACGAGAACAAGUCUUUGGAGGAAACCUUGCACACAGUGGACCUCUCGUCGGAAGAUGAGUUGGCCCACGGCGAGGAGGCCCUGGAAGACAGUGCAGAGGAAAGCCUGGGAGAGAGCAGAGCCGAGAAGAUCAAAAGGUCCAGCCUCCGGAAGGUGGACAGCAUCAAGAAGGCCUUCUCUCGCCAGAACAUCGAGAAGCAGAUGAACAAGCUGGGGACAAAGAUCGUGUCUGUGGAGAGGAGGGAGAAGAUCAAGAAAUCGUUCGCUUCCAACCAUGAGAAAACAUCCUCUGGGAAAAGCUCCCCCUUCAAGGUCUCUCCUCUCACUUUCGGGCGCAAGAAAGUCCGAGAGCCGGAAAGCGCUGGGGAGAACGAGGCCAAGUCUGAAGACGUGCCCAACGACCGUGACCACGAGGGGAGCUCACUGGCCGAGGGUCUCUCCCAAGCAUCCCUCUCCAGUGUCCUGGCUGAAGGGAAGGGGGCCGAGGGAGAGAGUGGGAGGGCAGCCUCACGGGGGAGUAACUCUGGCAUGGACAGCAACGUGGACUUGACCGUGGAGGUAGAUGAGGAGUCGUUGGUGGCCCGGGAACAGGCACAGAAGGUGCGCUAUGAGGACGGCUACAACUCCACGGAGGCAGAGCGGUCAGAAGAGGAGGCCGCCCAGCCCCCGGUGCUGCAGGUGGGCCACACGGCCUGA